GGCAGCGGCAGCGGCAGCGGGACAGAGGCAAAAACCAAGAAGACCAAAAGCAGAAAGCAAAAGGCAAAUGGGUUGUCGCACAUUUGAUAUGUACGGACGGGUCCCGGGUAUACUACUUAUGGGUAUAUCAGAAAUCCAAAUCGAUUGCCAGCCAAGUUAGUUUAGUUAGGCAGGCGUCUCUCUGAUAAGAUACGAGAGACCCAGCACCAGCUAAAGCACCAGCACCGGUACGAAGCCACAAACUAACCAGAAGAAGACGAACGGGCAAAGCGCACAAACAUUGUGCUGGAGCAACUGGCCGUGAUUACACAAUAGAACUUAGAACACCAUGAGCAACAGCAACAGCAACGGUAGUGAGCAAAAAAUUGCAUCUGUGGCCAGCAAUGGCAUUGAGGCGACAACACCCAUUGCCGGUGAAUCCUCAUCCAGCUGCAGCAAUGGCGAGGAGCUGAAGAUACUCGGCCAGCUAAAGACCAUUGAGCAGAUCAAUGAACAGCGUCGCAUCUUUCUAAACAGCACGAUAAGUGAGGAGACGAACGAGAAGAAGGAAACGAAAGUGGAGGAGAAGCAGGAGGAGAAGGAGGAACAAGUGCAAGUGGAAGCAAAACCAAACAGUCUCGUGCUGAAUGUCAAAUAUGCCACGCUACCCAGCCCCAACGUGGUGACAAUGCGUUCACCCAUGUCGCCGCCACCAAAGCCACCCAUGCUGAGUCGCACACGCAGCAUUGGCUCCGGUGAUGGACGUAGUCCGGUGACAAAUGGAGCCGCUGAUGCCACGCUGCUGCGUCAAAGCCUAACGGAAUCGGCACUAAGUGCAGCGACAACAGCGGAGGAACCAAAUGGAGCAGCGGAGGCAGAGCCACCAGCGACUGUGUCUGCACGGCACUAUGAAGGUCUGAUUGAGGAAUUGCGCUGUCCCGGCUGCGCUGGCGCCAUGAAGGCUCCCAUUUUGCUGUGCAAGAGCGGGCACAGUGUGUGUGAGCAGUGCACACGGAUAUUGCUUAUGUGCCCACUGUGCAAGGAAUCAUUCACCAAUUCACGCUCCCUGACGGUUGAGGCGCUGUGUGCCAAGGCACAUUUCAGAUGCAGCCAUGCAGCUGGUGGUUGCCAGGUGCGCAUGCCGGUGGCAUUGUUACCCUGGCAUGAGCAGCAGUGCAUAUACAAGCCAAUGAAAUGUUUUAUGGGCCGUGUGUGGGGCGAGUGCAAGUGGCAGGGCAGGGAGGUGCAGUGGAAGGAGCAUCUGGAGGAGCAGCAUGCCGACAAGCUUUUCCGCACACACAGCUCGGAUCUGGUGUGGAAUAUGGCGGUGCGACGCAAGCCCCUCACCGGCUACUAUGUCUUCCAGGCGCACGAUGAAAUGUUUAACUUCUACGAGAUCUACGACAAGCAGCGCAUCCUCUUCACCAUGACCUGCACCUCGAAUCGUCGCGAGAGCAAGUACAACUAUGCCUACGAGGUGACGCUGCUGCAGCCGGACAACGAGGCGCUGUCCAUGACCCAAAAGUUUCCCGUUCACAGCGAAUACGAUCGGGAUAUCCUCAUGGAUGGCACAUGCGUGAGCAUUCCCCUCAACGAGCUCUCGCGUUUCAUCGAUACCGAAAAGCAGGUGCUGCACUAUCGCGUGAGCGUGCUGGCGGUCAAGUCACCGCGUCGGGCCAAGCCGCCACGCCAGAGCCUGCCCGUGCCCAUCGACUAUGAGCAGACAAAGAAUGCGGGCGUCAAUGGCAAGAGUGUGCCGGCCAAUAUGAUUAUUACGCGCACAUACAAGGAGGGCAUGGGCGUGGUGGAUGUGGAGAUGGAGCCCGAGGGCGAUGGAGAUGCGACUGUCUCCACGCCCGACUCGGAGGAUGAUCCCAACACGAGCAAUGGCCUCGAGCUGGAGCGCAAAUGGGGCACCCCACAGUUGCACUUUAAUCGCAAGUAUCUAAGGAAUAUUCUAAGCGAAGGAGCUGCGGGCCAGCAGGAGGAUGAGUUGCGUCCUUUGUCCAGCGAUCGACGUGGCCACGGCGAGGACAAGCUCUCGUUGUGCAGCAACAGCAAUAGCUACACGAAAAAGGUCUCCGAUUCGUUGCGCAAGAGCUUCAGGGCCCUCAAGGCGGACAUUAUUGAGCUGCGGCCAUUUGCCAAGAAGUCAACGGCCAAGGCCCAAAUCGAUAAUGGAUCAUCGCCGCCCCGGGUCCACGCAAAUGUAGCCAAAUGACCGGCAUGCAUCUGCUACUCGGAAACUGCAAUGUAAAUAUUUUCUUUUCCUCUAUGUGUGUGUGUAA
Drosophila subobscura is the source of this 2267-nucleotide messenger RNA. RefSeq lists its product as uncharacterized. Gene Ontology annotation, molecular function: ubiquitin conjugating enzyme binding; zinc ion binding; ubiquitin protein ligase activity. The transcript is spliced from 3 exons. Gene Ontology annotation, biological process: multicellular organism development; proteasome-mediated ubiquitin-dependent protein catabolic process. The coding region runs from base 329 to 2200 and encodes 623 amino acids. Lineage: Eukaryota; Metazoa; Arthropoda; Insecta; Diptera; Drosophilidae. The record is from RefSeq and is a predicted model, not a curated record. Gene Ontology annotation, cellular component: cytoplasm.